Messenger RNA from Gadus morhua (Atlantic cod), 3054 nucleotides. RefSeq names its product caspase-1. Gene Ontology annotation, molecular function: cysteine-type endopeptidase activity. NCBI's taxonomy places the organism in Eukaryota, Metazoa, Chordata, Actinopteri, Gadiformes, Gadidae. Gene Ontology annotation, biological process: proteolysis; regulation of apoptotic process; regulation of inflammatory response. Bases 103 to 1665 code for a protein of 520 amino acids. Gene Ontology annotation, cellular component: NLRP3 inflammasome complex; IPAF inflammasome complex; AIM2 inflammasome complex. The record is from RefSeq and is a predicted model, not a curated record. The transcript is spliced from 12 exons.
AAACAAUAGGCGUGGUUUCCAAGAAUCCUGAUCUCACUUAUCGUCCAGAAUGAGGAAGCUUCAAAACGAAAGUUAAAUCGAAGAGGGGAGAAGCCAUAAGCGAUGGAAGACCUAAAAAGGAUCCGUAGUGGAUUUGUGGGGAAAGUCGGACUCCCAGCUUUGAAAGGUCUGCUGGAUGACCUUUGGCAGCACAAAGUGUUGAGUACCGACGACAAGGACACUGUGUUGGAGGACCAUACGAGCAGAACAGACCGGGCUCGGUGUCUGAUCGACAUGGUGAUGGCGAAAGGGGAGAGAGCAAGUCUGGCGAUGAUUGAUUGUAUGUUGGAGAGGGACCGGGAACUAUACCUCACCCUGGGUCUGAUCCUUCCUCCCAGCCCUACUGAUCGUGUGGAUCUGACCUCGAUGGAAGACCUAAAAAGGAUCCGUAAGGGAUUUGUGAAGAGAGUCGGACUCCCAGCUUUGAAAUGUCUGCUGGAUGACCUUUGGCAGCGCAAAAUGUUGAGUACCGAAGACAAGGAUACUGUGUUGGAGGACCAGACGAUCAGAACGGACCGGGCUCGGUGUCUGAUCGACAUGGUGAUCGCGAAAGGGGAGAGAGCAAGUCAGGCGAUGAUUGAGUGUAUGUUGGAGAGGGACCGGGAACUAUACCUCACUCUGGGUCUGAUCCUUCCUCCCAGCCCUACUGAUCGUGUGGGAAGCCUUUUGGCUGGAUCUCAGGAGGUUAAAGCAUCGUAUAAAGGAGUUUCCCCAACAGAGACGAAGGGCAGUACCUCUGAACUCAUCCUCAGCUCUGAGCAGUUCAAGACAGAGAAGCUGAAGGAGAGAGAUAACAUAUACGCCGUCAUGGCCCCAGCCGACAGGACGCGCAUGGCUCUGCUGAUCACCAAUGUGCACUUUGACAAUGGGAAACAUCGGCAUGGUGCUGAGAAAGAUGAGGAGGAUAUGAGCAAACUGCUGAUCUCACUGGGAUACAACGUGGAGCGUCACAGAGACCUCAGCGGAGUGGAGAUGGACGAGGCCGUCGAAAGGUUUUCUAAAGACCCCCGUCUGGCCGCGACAGACUCUGUCUUUGUGGUCAUCAUGUCCCAUGGGGUGAAGGGAGCCAUUUUAGGCGUCCAUCACUGCGAUGGAGUCCCCGACCAGUUCCCCAUUGACAAUAUCUACAAACACUUGGAUACGAUUCGUUGUCCAAAACUGCUCAACAAACCCAAAGUCAUCAUCAUCCAAGCCUGCAGAGGAGUGGAUGAUGGCUCUGCGAUAGUCUGCGAUGGGCCUGGGUCUUUCCCAGAGCAGGCCCCGGUAGUGCAGGUGGAUGCGGCCCUCCCACCUCACCUGGCAGAUGAAGUGGACGCAGACAUCGAGGAGGAUGCUAUUCACAGGGUGCACAAAGAAAAAGACAUGGUUUCACUUCUGUCCUGCACCGCCGACACGGUGUCGUAUAGACAUAAAAGCCAAGGUUCUUUUUUAAUCCAACACCUUGUGGAGAUCUUCAAGCGCCACGCACACGAGGACCACAUCGACGAACUCUUCAGAAAGGUCCUGAAGCGUUUUGAAGAUGAACCACCUUCAGCGAGUGUAAGACAGAUGGCUGUCAGAGACCGAUGCACCUUAACCAAACAUUUUUACCUCUUCCCCCGUCCUAAGAAUCAGGCUCCACAAUGACGGAUGGGAAAUGGUUUCAACACUGUUGCAUAAAGUGGUGUCGGGAAAACGAACUGAAACCUUGAUCCCACAGCUAAUAUUGCUGAAGGUGCAGUCACAAUAAUGACCUAUUAGCAUAUGCUACACGUGAACCUCCUAAAAUGGCGCAAUUUGAUUGGUUCGCUAUCUCGGGAUAUUAGGCAAUAUCCCAUAAUUGAGAUCUCAAACUCGGGAUAUUGUAUUGCGUGCGUGAUGGUCAUCUCGUAACGCUAAUAAAAACAAAUAAACCGCUAAUAAUAGAUAAUACCUGGAAAAAAGUAUUAUUAUAUUUAGAGUAAAUUAAAUUAAUGUAGAGUGUUCACGUGUAGUAUAUUCACUAUUCACUUCGCUUUCGGCGAAUAAUUGUUAAAUAUGAGUUUUUAUCUUACAGGAAAUCAACUAACAUCCUAUACUUUCCCUCCAAUUAGAAUAAAACCAUUGUAUUACAUAGAUAAUCUUGAAAAAUAGUGGGAUAACUGUACCUACAGAGAUUCUUAUUUUCUUACACAACGGUAAAUUCCGACCAAGUCAUUUGAUUGGACAAGAGGCAUUCCAUGAGUGCUAUAUAUAUAUAGAGUAUAACAGCACUGGGAUUUUUAACUAUAAAUGUAUCACUCCACUUUCAGGUGUUCUAACAACCGUUAAUGUUAUUAACGGUCUUUAUGUAGCUUAGAUUGCUAGUGUGUUUAUGUGUUGCUGGGCACCAUUUCAGUCCCAGUCCAGUUGCGGAUCUAUUUGUGUUGGCGGAGCCAAAUAAAUCCUUAAAUAAACAGACAAAUCCUUAUCUGUUGCUGCUUAUUACUGUUAACUAAUAAAGGGUGCAUAUCAGAAGGGCUAUCGUUUGGAAGAUUAUCUGUUUCCCUCCUCACCUCACAGAACCAGUUAUUUGGUUCUAUUUUCCCUAUCCGCCCAUGUCGAUCAGUUGAUCACUCCCUGCCCUGCCCUGCCACAACUAGUUAAGACAGACCUGUGACCACACCCCUUUCCUUUGUUCAGAGACACUGAACACCUUGAGAGCUGUGAGCCUCUGAACCACUUGUUUGCGUAUACUGAGCAAUGAGAGUUUGUUUUGUGGACAAUGACUUUUGUUAUGUGGUCGUAUAGGCUUGUUAAACGAUUUAUUAACAGAAUUGUGGCCAUGAAUUUUGGAGCUCAUUGUUGUACUUUAUGUUUGCUUCCUAGGAACCACACACAUCCUAGCUAACUACCUACCUCCAAAUCCUACCUAACUACCUACCCAUCACACCUUAGCUACACACACUAUCAUCCUAUAUACCUAUCUUCACAGUAUCACCCUACCUAGCUACCUACUACACACAUCCAUACAUUCCUGCUCGCACCAUUGGAAAAUAAAGUCCAUAAACCUUGUAA